Molecule: messenger RNA, 1367 nt
Organism: Gopherus evgoodei (Goodes thornscrub tortoise)
Lineage: Eukaryota; Metazoa; Chordata; Testudines; Testudinidae
Gene: RAB3B
Product: RAB3B, member RAS oncogene family
Exons: 6
Coding region: 232-912 (226 amino acids)
Biological process (GO): protein localization to plasma membrane; regulation of exocytosis; protein secretion
Cellular component (GO): plasma membrane; endosome; synaptic vesicle
Molecular function (GO): GTPase activity; GTP binding
Source: RefSeq, a predicted model, not a curated record
GCUCUUGGCCCGGGCUGGAGCCGCUGAGAGCUUCUGUUCAGCUCAGCUGCGCGCAGCCCCGGGGAGCCCUGCACCGCUUGGGCUGGUGCCUCCGCCCCGCCGGGUCCCUGUGCUCCUGCCCCCUAGCUGCCCUCUGCAGCCGGCGCUGUCUCAGGGUGCACCCUCUGCGCCCAAGGUUCAACAGUGACCAAUCUUGAUUCAUACAUUCACAGCAAAGCCUCCAUCUGUCUCAUGGAUUAUAGAUCUAAAUUGAUGGCUUCAGUAACAGAUGCCAGAUACAGACACAAUGAUGCUUCAGACCAAAAUUUCGAUUACAUGUUCAAACUCCUGAUCAUUGGCAACAGCAGUGUGGGCAAAACGUCCUUCCUCUUCAGAUACGUUGAUGACACUUUCACACCAGCUUUUGUUAGCACAGUCGGAAUUGACUUCAAAGUGAAAACUGUUUACAGGAAUGACAAGCGGGUGAAACUGCAGAUCUGGGAUACUGCUGGGCAAGAGAGAUACAGGACCAUCACUACAGCCUAUUAUCGAGGCGCUAUGGGGUUCAUCCUGAUGUAUGAUAUCACCAGUGAAGAGUCGUUUAAUGCAGUGCAGGACUGGGCCACUCAGAUCAAGACCUAUUCCUGGGAUAAUGCACAAGUCGUUGUGGUUGGAAACAAGUGUGACAUGGAGGAUGAAAGAAUCAUUCCUCUGGAAAAGGGUAAACAUCUGGCUGAUCAGUUAGGUUUUGAUUAUUUUGAUGCCAGUGCCAAAGAGAACAUCAAUGUGAGACAGGUCUUUGAGCGCCUAGUGGAUAUAAUCUGUGAAAAGAUGUCUGAGAGUAUAGCGUCUGACCCGUCCAGAGGCAGUUCUGGGAAGAACAUGUGGCUCACAGACAACCCACCCCCUUUGCAGCGGAACUGUUCCUGCUAGUGAUUUUAAUCUCUGUGAAUCUCUCUCUCCCCUUCCCUGAAUACACAUUGUCUUGUCACAUGUGAUGAUGUAUUAUCAUAUUGUCUAAAGGCUGAAGUUUCUGUUAUAGUGGAAAUGGACGUGGUUGUUAAAUGUUCUGGAAAGUUUAAUGUUAAAUAUAUCUAAUACACCUAAUAUUGUAAAACAAACAAAAAACCUAAAUAAAUAUUGUAAGUGCACUUAGUGUUAAUGGGUGAAUUACAUUGAAGUUUAAGAAUUUUAUAAUAUUCUAAAUGUAUUUUUAGAUUAUUCCCAUAGAGAAUGUUGCUUUGUUGUUAUAGGCCCUUUUGCUGGGGAGAGAGCUCUAUACCAACACGCAGCUCAACAACUGAUAAAGAGCAUUGAAAAAAGAUCAGAAAGAAAAAUAUUUAAAAAAAGAAAAGAAGAAACCCAGACUCCCCUCACAAAAUAGGAAA